GGAGGUGCUUUUCAUGGAUGCACACGUGCGGCGGCUGCUUCGAAUAUGUGAACAAAACACCCCAAUGAGGCCCGGCACAGCCUGUAAAUAAAAAUGGAUGUUGCUACAGCCAAAGAGCAGCUGUAUGAGCUGAUACCUGGAAGAAAGGGGCAGAUAGAUUUACUGUUGUCAUUGUGUAGUCCUCCUCAUCCAUAUCCAGCUGUGUUUGUAUAUGGGGUGACAGCAACUGGGAAGUCGCUGGUGGUCAACCAGACAAUGAAAAUAAUGAAACUCCCUCAUGUACUAGUGAAUUGUGUGGAAUGUUACUCAGCCAAACUUUUAUACGAGGAGAUCCUGAAUGCUCUCUUAGGGGACGGCCCUUGUCCAGCCAAUGACUUCAGCGUGACCCACAGGUGUGACAACAUGAAUGACUUUGUCAGGGCACUGACCCAUGGGCUACAGGAAACGCUGGUGGAUGAUCCAUUUUACAUUGUAUUAGACAAGGCUGAAAGGCUCAGAGAUAUGGAAGGUAAUGUCCUGCCAGCAUUGUUGAAGCUUCAGGAGUUGACAAAGUGCAAAGUUAGUGUGAUCUUGAUCACAGAAAUAGUGUGGGAGAAAUUCUGGGGAGGAACAGGAAUGGUAGACCCCUUUCCUAUCUACUUUCAGGACUACACAAAAGAGGAACUCCUGGAGAUCAUGGCUCUGGACAGUCCUGAGGACUACCCUGUCACUUUCUACAAGUCCUACAUCACCCUGGUCCUUAGUGUGUUCUACCUGGCCUGUAGAAAUCUGGCUGAACUCAGGCACCUGGCACAGUUAAACUUCCCUUUAUAUGUGGAACCCAUCAAGUCAGGGGAUGCCACAAUGUCUGAAUCCAGGAAACUCUGGAAGCACAUUGAGCCAUUCUUAAAGAAAGCUCUGCAAACAGUCUAUCUCAGGGAGGUCUCUAGCAAGCAGUGGGAGUCCAUGCAGCAGAAGUUGAUGGAGGAUGAGGAGGGGGAGAAGGGUAUGGGUGCUGCUGCAGGUGGUCCUGUCCCCCUUCAUGUGGCCAGGUCUAAUGUGGAGCUGCCAUUUUACUCCAAGUAUCUCCUGGUGGCUGCCUACCUUGCCUCCUACAACCCUGCCAAGUCUGACAGAAGGUUCUUUACUAAGAACUGCGGAAAACAAAGGAAGUCUAACAGAGCAGUCAAGAAACAUGAAAGGACAAGUAACCAGCUCUUGGGGCCAAAGCCAUUUCCAUUGGAUCGGCUGAUGGCUAUCUUUCACUCAAUUAUAGAGGGCAGAGUAGUUCCUACCGCCAACAUAUUCUCUCAGGUGACGUCACUGGUGACAUUACAGCUCCUGGCCCAGGUGGGCAGCAGUGACCAGCUAGAGGGACCCAAGUAUAAGUGUCUGGUGUCUCUGGACUUCAUUAAACAAGUGGCGAGGACUGUUCAGUUUGAUAUAGUACAGUACUUGUAUGAUUUUGUAUGAAACUACAUAAUUGUGAUUGGAGAAACUUGGGAAAUCAACAGGAAAACAAGUAACCAUCAGCAGGGAAGAUCCCCUGACCUAUCAGAUAGGAAUGUACUGUUCUCAUAUGUAGGGAUGCAUCAGCAAGUAUUGUCUUGUUUUAUACCUACUGAAGAGGAGAUUUUCAAUAUUAAAUAUUGAUAUUUUUCUAUUGAGCUUUUGUAUGUCUAACGGGAAGAUAUAACUAUUGGAUAGAGAGGCAGAAGCAAGUAUAUUGUCUUGUUUUAGAAAGACUAAACACAUAGAUGCCAGUAUUAAUUCUGCUCUGGUGAAUGUUUUUCUGCUAGCGUGUCAUUGUCAGACAAGAGAGGACUAUUAUGGCCUAUGGGAUAUGUUAAGAGAGGCAGCAAGUAAUUGCAUCUUUUUACUACUGGUUUAUUCCAAAUCUCUUGUGCAUAUGUACAAUACUUAUGUGAUCAAUCACAAGAUAAAAAACUCUACAGUAAUGACCAAACUUAAAUGUGAAUUUGUCUCUGUUAAGCCCAUCACUGUCAAACAAGAUCUUCCAUAGAUACUGUUAUGGGAUGGAGAGGCAGCAGCAAGUAUUACCAACCUUAAAUGGUACUAUUUUGCAAUAAUUGUGGGGAUUUAAAGUUUAACAUAAAAUCAGUUGCUACUUGUACCAAUGGUUAUAAAAUGUGGCAUGCAACAUGUGCAAGGGAGUGAAGAGGGUAACUUUGUGAUUGGGCUGACUGCCAUCCUCAUCUGGAAAUAAAGUAAAUUUAACAUUGAAACAUAUGUGUUUCAAAAAAGGUUUGGCCAUCAUUGGAAGAUUAAAAAAAUUAACAAUGUUUGGCCUUGAAAGCGGCUGUGAAAAAUGUUGCAUUAUUGAUUUUCACACAUUGCAGUGGUUGAGAUACAUAGGAUUGUGUUGGUAGGAGGCACAACUCCUAACUUAACAUUCUCAUUUCAGUAAGCCUGGAAGCAAUUUUUUUCAAUCACUGAUAACAUAAAUUUUGUAAUAUGACUUACUGCCCCAUGAGUAAAAUGUUAAAACUUUAUUUAAAAAAAAAUUAAUGUCAAAAUCAUUAACUACUGAGUAAGGUGAAAUGACAAUGGCUGGAUGUGCUUUAUUUUUAUAAGAAAAUAUUAAAAUUUUGAUCUUGAAAACAUUGGGAUUCGGGUGUUUUGAAUGAUUGAGUUGUGAGUUCA
Lingula anatina is the source of this 2643-nucleotide messenger RNA. Its product is annotated as origin recognition complex subunit 5-like. The record is from RefSeq and is a predicted model, not a curated record. Gene Ontology annotation, cellular component: nucleus; nuclear origin of replication recognition complex. Lineage: Eukaryota; Metazoa; Brachiopoda; Lingulata; Lingulida; Lingulidae. Gene Ontology annotation, biological process: DNA replication; DNA replication initiation. Gene Ontology annotation, molecular function: DNA replication origin binding.